AAAUCACCUUUGAAAUUUAGUGAGAAAUUCAACAGAACAAAACAAAAUACACAUCACACGUUUGGGACUGAGUAAACAUAGAAUCAUCAAUGUGAAAUAAUAUAAAUCAUCCGAUAAAAUCGUCUCCAGUUGCUCCAAUAAAUCAUAAACAAUUCAAACUCAUUGCUGAAAAUUUAAUAAUUUAUCUACGGCUGAAUUUUGUAAAAGUCUUGUGGGACAUAACCUGUGUGAAACUUGUCCAUAGCAUUGGAAAAUAAAAAUAAUUGGAGGAAAGUGAGUUAAAAAUAGACGUGAUAAUUUUCCAUUUAACCUGCUGGGAGUUUUCCAACGUUUGGAGAACUUUCACGUUGUUCUGUUCAUCGAUGACAGGAAGAUUGUGAGGAAGAUGGGGCAGACACUGAGUGAACCGGUGACCACGAAAACCUCAGCCUGCUGUAGGGACUCGAAUUUCCUCGUUGGGAGCUCCUGCAUGCAGGGAUGGAGGAUCAAAAUGGAAGACUGUCAUGUUCACAUACUAGCACUGCCCGAUGAUCCUGAGGCUUCAUUUUUCGCGGUUUAUGAUGGACAUGGAGGAGCUACGAUGUCUCUGCACGCUGGAAAGCAUCUUCACGAAUACAUAACGAGGACACCUGAGUACAAGGAAGGGAGAAUCGUCGAGGCAAUGGAACAGGGAUUCCUCGAGUUGGAUAAAGCCAUGCAGGCAGACGCUGCGUUGAGGGCUGACAGGGCAGGGACCACCGUCAUCGCAGUAUUGAUCAAAGAUAACAUAUUAUAUUGUGCAAAUGCAGGGGACAGUCGAGCAGUGGCGAGUGUCCACGGAGAAGCAGUGUCCUUGAGUCGUGAUCACAAGCCCUUCCUCGAGGACGAGAGGAAGAGAAUCGAAGCCGCUGGUGGAUGGGUUGAGUUCAAUCGUGUUAAUGGACACCUGGCACUCUCCAGAGCUCUUGGGGAUUUCAAAUUCAAGUGGAACAAUCAUAAAUCUGCUGAGGAACAAAUUGUAACAGCUUUUCCUGAAGUUCAGAAAUUCGAAAUAACCGAUGACUGGGAGUUCGUAAUCCUCGCCUGUGAUGGGAUAUGGGAUGUGAUGAGCAGUGAAGAAGUCGUCGAAUUCCUGAGAGAAUCCAUAGCAACUGCUAGACAAAAUGAUCCAGACCUCCUGCCAGAUGCAGAAGCUGUUUACCCUGAAGAGAUAUGCGAAGAGCUUAUAAAUCGGUGUCUAGCUCCAGAUGCACUGAUGGGCACUGGCUGUGACAAUAUGACAAUAGUUUUGGUAUGCCUCCUCCAUGAGAAACCGUCGUUACACCUGGAGCUACAGUGCCAACGUGUCCCGAGAACAAGUGCAGAUCGUCCAAAGAAUCAAUUGAGAAAUAGAAAUCACCUCUCUGGCAGUUCAUCAGACGCAGAGAACGAUAAUAUCGAUAAAUUAGAAGAGAAUGAAGAGAACAGUGAGGAAGAAGAGAGUGCUAAUAGUGAUAAAAGCGAACAGAAGAAUUCAACAGGUGAAAGAUUGGUCGAGAAGAUCCUGAGUAAUCUCUGGCCUGAUCCGACAAAAAAAUAACUAUUCCUCCCAUUAAAUGCAAAAUGAUCGUGUACGAAAUUUUCUACAUCACUGAGGGGUUCACUCCCGCAACAGAAGAGUAAUCUUAACAACUUGUAUAUAAUAAUAAUGUGUAUUCAAUUAACAAUUGAUAGAAUACAAGAUUUUCAACGAUA
This is a messenger RNA of Diachasma alloeum, 1713 nucleotides long. RefSeq names its product probable protein phosphatase 2C T23F11.1. The record is from RefSeq and is a predicted model, not a curated record. The coding region runs from base 386 to 1558 and encodes 390 amino acids. NCBI's taxonomy places the organism in Eukaryota, Metazoa, Arthropoda, Insecta, Hymenoptera, Braconidae. Gene Ontology annotation, biological process: protein dephosphorylation. Gene Ontology annotation, molecular function: cation binding; protein serine/threonine phosphatase activity. The transcript is spliced from 6 exons.